AAAGAGACUAGCUUCCAUAACCGCACUGUUAGAAUCUGAAUGCUACGCGCCGGUGAAGAAGAACAACCACAACCGCACCUUUCACGGCGUUUCGGUUUCUGAUUCCACGGCGGAGAAUAGUUUGCCGCAUUCGGAGAAGAAGAAGAGAGGAAAUUUGGCGGUGAAUUUUGGAAUUGUCGUCGCCGUGGAUGGUGGAAUGAAAUCGGAAUAAGCGACGGAGAGAGAGAUGGCGUACGCCGGAAAGAAGAGAUGGAAAGGAUUGGUGGUUGGAGUUCUAGGCCUGGUGUUGCUUUCUAUGCUGGUUCCUCUUCUCUUCCUUCUCGGAAUUCACAAUGGCUUUCAAGGUUACGGUUCGGAGCAGCCGAAUUCGCCUACUCAUACUACACCAAUCAUCAUCAAGGAAAGUUCCGAGGAGGAUCAUGUAAAGCAUGUAAAGGAUAUUGUGAAACACUUUGCACCGCCAAUUUUUAAGAACUCCAAAGUGGAAAAGGUUGAAAUGAUUGAUUACGCAAAAGGUGGUAUUGAUGAAAGUGGAAAAACAUGUCAAGUGAAAUUUGGGAGUUACUGCCUUUGGCGCCAAGAACAUAAAGAAGACAUGAAGGAUUUUAUGGUGAAGAAAUUGAAGGAUUCACUGUUUGUGGCAAGAGCAUAUUUUCCUACUAUUGCAAAACUUCCAUCUCAACGCAAGUUCUCUAGUGAAAUGAAACAAAACAUUCAAGAGCUGGAGAAAGUUCUGAGUGAAAGUACUACAGAUGCUGAUCUUCCAUCACAGAUUGAGAAGAAGCUUGCGAGGAUGCAAGCCGUGAUAGCGAAAGCCAAAACCUUCCCUGUGGAAUGUCACAAUGUUGAUAAGAAGCUGAGACAAAUAUUUGAUAUGACUGCUGAUGAAGCUCACUUCCACAUGAAACAAAGUGUCUUCCUCUACCAACUUGCAGUCCAGACUAUGCCAAAGAGUCUCCACUGCUUGUCUAUGAGACUGACUGUGGAAUUUUUCAGAGAUCCCGUUUAUGAUAUGGAGUCUCUGGCUAGCAAAUACAAUGAUCCUGCAUUGCAGCACUAUGUCAUAUUCUCCACCAAUGUACUUGCAUCAUCAGUUGUAAUUAACUCAACUGUAAUGCAUGCAAAAGAAAGUGGGAAACUGGUUUUUCAUGUGCUGACGGAUCAACAGAAUUACUUUGCGUUGAAACUAUGGUUUUAUAGAAAUACUUAUAAAGAAGCCAUAGUUCAAGUCUUAAACCUGGAGGAGAUUGACAACCGCAAAUUAUUCCUGUCAUUGCCUGUGGAGUUCCGUGUUUCCUUUGGCAUUGGUGCCGAAGCUAGAACGGAAUACCUAUCUAUUUUUUCUCAUUCACACUAUCUUCUUCCUGAGAUCUUCCAGAAGUUGGAGAAAGUUGUGGUUUUGGAUGAAGAUGUUGUUGUACAGCAGGACUUGUCUGCACUUUGGAGCCUUAACAUGGAAGGGAAAGUUAAUGCUGCUGUACAGUUGUGCUCAGUGAAGUUGAGUAAUCUUCUGAAGAGCAGUUUUGAUAAAACUUCAUGUGCUUGGAUGUCUGGAUUGAAUGUCAUUGAUCUAGUUAAGUGGAGAGAACUUGAUCUCACUGAAACUUACCGAAGGUUUGUAAAUGAGGCGAGCACACAAGAGGGGCAAAAUGAAGCUGCUGCAUUGCAUGCAAGCUUACUAACCUUUAAGGACUUGAUUUAUCCUCUUGAUAGUGUGUGGGCUCUCUCCGGACUGGGUAAUGACUAUAAUAUAGAUAUGUCUGCAGUAACAAAAGCUGCGGUGCUGCACUACAACGGAAAGAUGAAACCUUGGCUUGAUUUAGGGAUCCCAAAAUAUAAGGUUUUCUGGAAGAGAUUUCUGAACCGAGAAGAUCAGUUCUUAACUGACUGCAACGUGAAUUCAUAGUGAGCUGAUUGCCCUUGUUUACUGCUAGAGAUUCUCCGAAACAGUGGGAUUGAGAAGCACUAACCAGUCGAUAUCUAUUCCGUGGGUGCCAAAAAAAUUUUUAUCAGGCUUCCAAAGCAUAUUUGAUUCUGUGGAAGCAAUAGCCGCGAUGAGUUUCACAGACACAUAGUUGUAAUUUUUUGGUAAAUAAAAGGACCUUAAAAAUUUAUUUUUCUUUCUGGAGGAGCAGAAGGAUGGAGCUCCCAGAUGGGCAACUUAAGCUUCGAGUUACCCGUUGGGGGAUGGAAGGUGAUUUGAUGGACCCAGGGAGUGAUUUGAAGAAAAAUUUUGCUUAGUGGAAAAGCUGUGCAGCAAAUAAUUCUGUACACACUGCGAGGAUGCAUUGUUUGUUUGUCCAAAAAUGUGAUUCAAUUACCAUUCGUCAUAUAAACACUGUUUGG
Molecule: messenger RNA, 2346 nt
Organism: Fragaria vesca subsp. vesca
Lineage: Eukaryota; Viridiplantae; Streptophyta; Magnoliopsida; Rosales; Rosaceae
Product: probable galacturonosyltransferase 7-like
Exons: 8
Coding region: 227-1906 (559 amino acids)
Molecular function (GO): polygalacturonate 4-alpha-galacturonosyltransferase activity
Source: RefSeq, a predicted model, not a curated record